AUGGGUACCAUGACGACGACAAAGACUAUCUUAGUGACGGGCGGUUGCGGUUUCAUCGGCAGCCACACUAUUGUCUUGCUUUUGGAACAAGGAUACAAUGUUGUAGUGGUGGAUAAUCUAUCCAAUUCAAAGAAGGUUUCCUUGGAUCGGGUGCAAAAAAUUGUGGGAUUGGACGAUGAACAGAGGAAGAUUCGCUUGACCUUCCAUGAGGUGGAUCUAUGCGAUGAACCAGCUCUUCGCAGAGUCUUUGAAACCGGCCCAACAUUUGAUGCCUGCAUUCAUUUUGCGGGGCUGAAAGUGUUUGGUGCUGGCAUCACCAAUGCCUAUGGAAGAACCAAAUACAUGUUGGAGGAAGUCUUGAAAGAUUUUUACAAUUCCAAGACUUUGGAUAAGGACAAGAAAAGUACAUGGACAGUGGCUCUCUUGCGAUACUUUAAUCCCGUCGGAGCCCACCCCUCGGGAGAAAUUGGCGAAAAUCCCAAUGGAAUCCCCAACAACCUCAUGCCCUACGUUUCCCAGGUUGCCGUUGGUCGACGAGAAUUUUUGACCGUCUUUGGUGACGAUUACGACACGCCCGAUGGAACAGGAGUGCGCGACUACAUCCACGUGAUGGAUCUGGCGCAAGCCCAUGUGACGGCAAUCGACUACAUGACAAAGAAAGACCACGGAGUUUUCACCUUCAACUUGGGAACUGGUACAGGAUAUUCGGUCGUGGACAUGGUGAAGGCAAUGAGCAAAGCCUGUGGACAUGAAAUCAAAUACAAGGUUGGACCACGUCGUCCUGGUGACAUUGCUACCUGCUAUGCCGACCCAACAUAUGCACGGGAGGAUCUAGGCUGGGAAGCAAAGCUAGGACUAGAAGAAAUGUGCCGUGACCUCUGGGAGUGGCAAUCCAAGAAUCCCAAUGGAUUUGAUUGA
This is a messenger RNA of Seminavis robusta, 918 nucleotides long. The record is from the annotation of a GenBank genome assembly. NCBI's taxonomy places the organism in Eukaryota, Bacillariophyta, Bacillariophyceae, Naviculales, Naviculaceae.